Messenger RNA from Lasiosphaeria miniovina, 414 nucleotides. Its product is annotated as ribosomal protein S5 domain 2-type protein. Gene Ontology annotation, biological process: maturation of SSU-rRNA from tricistronic rRNA transcript (SSU-rRNA, 5.8S rRNA, LSU-rRNA); translation. The transcript is spliced from 3 exons. Gene Ontology annotation, molecular function: structural constituent of ribosome; RNA binding. Gene Ontology annotation, cellular component: ribosome; cytosolic small ribosomal subunit. NCBI's taxonomy places the organism in Eukaryota, Fungi, Ascomycota, Sordariomycetes, Sordariales, Lasiosphaeriaceae. The coding region runs from base 1 to 414 and encodes 137 amino acids. The record is from RefSeq and is a predicted model, not a curated record.
AUGGCGACCCAAGCAGUGCAAGUUUUUGGCAAGAAGAAGAAUGCCACGGCGGUCGCCCGCGCUGUGCAGGGCCAUGGCCUGAUCAAGGUCAACGGUGUCCCUCUCAAGCUUUUCGGCACUGAGAUCCUCCGGGCGAAGCUCUACGAGCCCGUCCUCCUCCUCGGAGUCGACAAGUUCACGAAUGUCGAUAUUCGCGUUAGAGUGACCGGUGGUGGCCACGUCUCGCAGAUCUAUGCGGUGCGCCAAGCGAUUGCCUACUACGCCAAAUACGUCGAUGAGCACUCCAAGAACCUCCUUAAGACCGCCCUUAUUCAGUUCGACCGCAGCUUGCUAGUUGCCGAUCCCCGGCGCUGCGAGCCCAAGAAGUUUGGCGGAAAGGGUGCCCGUUCCAGAUUCCAGAAGUCUUAUCGUUGA